Molecule: messenger RNA, 1376 nt
Organism: Pungitius pungitius (ninespine stickleback)
Lineage: Eukaryota; Metazoa; Chordata; Actinopteri; Perciformes; Gasterosteidae
Gene: marco
Product: macrophage receptor with collagenous structure
Exons: 10
Coding region: 121-1050 (309 amino acids)
Cellular component (GO): membrane
Source: RefSeq, a predicted model, not a curated record
AUCCAUGUGAGUUUUUCACUGGUUGUGUUGCAAUCUCGGUAGAACUGUAUUUAGGACAUGUAUUUGUGUUAUAUGAGUUGUUGAAGCAGGACGUGAAAGUGAUUCUUGAUUCUAGAGAGCAUGGAAACAUCAGUAGAUCAGAGAGGGGAUGAAGUCCCAUACACCAAGAGUAACCCACUGUUUGACAUGUCAAUCAGCAAGACUGAUCUCUUCAGCUUCCAGUCUGACGAUGUGAAGCCGAUAAAGCCCAAAAGACGCUGGUGUUUUAAUGUGAUUGUUGUUUUCAUCAUCUUGCAGUCUGCCCUUAAUGCCUUUCUCAUUUAUAAAGUUAUCACGUUGGGCACUGAACAAGGUCAGUUUUUCAGGCUGCAGUCUGACUUACACCUGCUUAAUACCAGCACACACAAACUGGAAGGACCUCCUGGUAUUCCCGGUACAGAUGGGCUGAGAGGUGAACCAGGAGAGAGGGGUUUUAAAGGUGACACUGGUGUUGCUGGCUCUCUAGGACCAAAGGGUGAAAUGGGUCUCAAAGGAGAACCUGGGGAGCAAGGAGUUGCUGGUGAAGUUGGUCCAAGGGGUUUACCAGGGCUUCAAGGGGCCCCUGCGAAUCAAGGACUUGGUGCAAAGGGAGAGAAGGGAGAACCCGGGGGUCAAGGUUUAGGUGGGCCCCCUGGUUUCAAUGGAACUGAAGGUAGUCUUGGACCACAAGGUCCAAAAGGAAACAAGGGAGACCAAGGACGUUCACCAGAGUUGACAGUGCGUCUUGUACCGGGGAGAGCCCAAGGACGUGUUGAGGUAAAGUACAAUGGCGUUUGGGGCACUGUGUGUGAUGACGGCUUUGAUACUGUGGAUGGCAAAGUGAUCUGUAAGAUGCUGGGCUUCCGAACUGCCAUGUCGACCUUCACAGCCAGCCCAGGGUCUGGUAGGAUCUGGCUGGAUGACCUCAAAUGUUUAGGAACAGAGUCUGACAUCUUUAGCUGCGUGCAUGGAGAGGUUGGGGUAAACAACUGCCAACACAAUGAGGACGCUGGAGUGUACUGUCUAAACUGACACACAUAUGACCAACAAGAAACGUUUUAACUGUUGAACACAGUUUGAUAAGCAUGCACUGAUAAGUUAACUCGCAGAGAUGAAAAACACACAUAUACAUGCACACGUCAUAUAUACGGCUCACUGAAGAUAUAAGUAGACAGUGCCAAUACUAAUGAUGUUUACAGCAGGAUCAUUACAUAUUGAUGUUGAUGAAACAUAGCAAAACAUUGAUUUCAGUUCAAAGUUCACUUUAUUACUAAAGCCAUUGGCCUAAAUGUAUGUUUUGUAUACACACAAGUAUGCUAAUAAAAUUCUACUUAAUAAAAUUCCUACUCAUCAUUUCU